AUGGCUAUGAAAGAGGAGAUCACUUACUUCAACAAUGGAAAAAUUGACCUGGAUGAAAUAGCAAAGGAGAAUCAAGGUUACAGUAAGGUGUACAUGAAUGCUGUAAGGAAAGAAGGUGUAACAGACAUAAUACUUUCCAGAGAAAAGGGAGACAUUUUGUACAUUCUGAGCAACACAGAAAAGAAAAAGUACAGUGAUUACUUCAAAAAGAAGAAGGAAGAUAAGGUCUUUACAAACAACGAGAAGAAAGAGUCUGAAGGUCAACCUUCUAAGAGAACGAAGCAGUCAACUCUGUUUGAUUUUAUGAAGAAGAAGUAA
Encephalitozoon cuniculi GB-M1 is the source of this 318-nucleotide messenger RNA. RefSeq lists its product as uncharacterized. The record is from RefSeq and is marked provisional. The transcript has a single exon. The coding region runs from base 1 to 318 and encodes 105 amino acids. NCBI's taxonomy places the organism in Eukaryota, Fungi, Microsporidia, Unikaryonidae.